CUUCCACACCACCGCUUCACUCUUUUAGCGGGCACUCGUUCUCACGACACGAAAACAUAAAACAUAAUACAUUCAACUUUCGGGUUUGUUUUCUGGGUAUCGGUAGGAUUCAAGAUGAAGGCAACAGUAUUGGCAACCGCCGCGGCGAUGGUCGGCGUGAGCGCGGCCGCUUCUCACGGCCACCGUCACCUGCACCGGGGUCUGUUCGAGAAGAAGGACACUGAGGCCGUCUGCACUCCCGGCUGCACCACCAUCUACAGCACCAUUACCGGCGAGCCAACUCUCCUCCCGCCUGCUCCCCAGACCACUUCGAGCAGCGUCAUCUCCAGCGCCGCGCCCGUGCCCACAUCAUCUGGUCCCAUCUUGGUGCCCACCCCGAUUCCGCAGACCUGCCCGACGCCCGGCACCUACACCUUCCCGGCGACCACGGUCGUGGUGACGGAGACCACCACCGUCUGCGGCGCCACCGUCACGUCGGUGCCCAGCGGCACGCACACCCUCGGCGGUGUCACGACGGUUGUCGAGACGGCCACUACGGUCGUCUGCCCCGUUGCGACCACCGAGACCGACAGCAACGGCGUUGUCACCAGCGUCAUCAAGACGACCACCUAUGUCUGCCCCUCGGCUGGCACCUACACCAUCGCCCCGAUCACCACCACCGUGCCGAAGGCCACCACCGUCGUCGUCCCCGUCGUUGAGACUUACUGCCCUGGCACUUACACCGCUCCCGCCGUGGUCACCACCGUCACCGAGACCAGCGUGGUUGUGUACUGCCCCUUCACCUCGUCCGAGGCCCCCGCGCCUACCUCUGCACCGGCUGUCACCUCGGCGCCGGCUCCGAGCCCUUCGUCCCCUGCUAAGGAGUCGUCCGCGCCUGCGCCUGCGCCGGCUUCUUCGUCUUCGUCUUCGUCCGCGCCCUCAUCGGCCCCCACCGGCUCUCUCGGUGGCAGCGGCGACCUGUGGGCCAUGACCUACACUCCCUUCACCCCCAGCGGUGAGUGCAAGGGCGCCAGCGAGGUCAUGUCCGACGUUGCCGACAUCGCCAAGGCCGGCUUCACCACGCUUCGCGUCUACUCGACCGACUGCGACACGCUCCCUAACGUUGGCGCCGCCGCCCGUGCCCAUGGCCUCCGCCUGAUCGUUGGCAUCUUCAUUGGCCAGGUCGGCUGCGACAACGGCAACCCCAACGUUGCCGAGCAGAUCGCCGCGCUCAAGGAGUGGAAGGCGUGGGACCUUGUCGACCUCUGCGUUGUCGGCAACGAGGCCCUGUUCAACGGCUUCUGCACCGUCGACCAGCUCACCAAGCUCAUCUCUCACACCAAGUCGGAGCUCGCCUCGGUUGGCUUCAACGGCAUGUUCACCACCACCGAUGUCGUCUCGGCCUGGCUUGAGAAGGACGUGGCGCCCAUCUGCAGCGUUAUUGACGUGGUUGCCACCAAUGCGCACGCCUACUUCAACGCCGACACCAAGCCCGAGGACGCCGGCAAGUUCGUCGCCAGCCAGCUCAAGCUUGUCGAGAAGGUCUGCGGCAAGCCCGGCUACGUCAUGGAGACCGGCUGGCCCAACGCCGGCAACUGCAACGGCGUCGCCUGCCCCGGCGAGGCCGAGCAGCGUACCGCCAUCGAGUCCAUCAAGAAUGAGAUUGGCCCCAAGGUCGUCUUCUUCUCGUUCAAGGACGACCCCUGGAAGCAACCCGGUUCCUGCAACUGCGAGCAGCACUGGGGCUGCGCGAAGGUCUUCGGUGCCUAAAGUUGACCAUCUCUUUGAACGCAAAGUCGAAUCAUCUGUCAGCUAUUCUCUGUUGAUCUAAGCGUGUAUAUAUCCAUCCAUUUCCCCUCUGUUGGAUUGUCAACGGAACACCCUUACGACGACCGAGAGCAAUGAGAAAAUAAGUCGCUGCAGUUGGCACGCAACUAUGCUUGGGCCUUAUUUACUUGCUUUCCGGUGCGGCCCCUGAUGCCCUCCAGGGAACUCUGAAGGUGUCUAUGGAGCGGAGAUUUAUGACGUUGGCUAUGAUU
This is a messenger RNA of Chaetomium strumarium, 2018 nucleotides long. Its product is annotated as exo-beta-1,3-glucanase. Gene Ontology annotation, cellular component: extracellular region; cell surface; fungal-type cell wall. The transcript is spliced from 2 exons. Gene Ontology annotation, biological process: cell wall organization. Lineage: Eukaryota; Fungi; Ascomycota; Sordariomycetes; Sordariales; Chaetomiaceae. Gene Ontology annotation, molecular function: glucan endo-1,3-beta-D-glucosidase activity. Bases 115 to 1749 code for a protein of 544 amino acids. The record is from RefSeq and is a predicted model, not a curated record.